This is a messenger RNA of Talpa occidentalis (Iberian mole), 9867 nucleotides long. It is a transcript of the gene ZNF331, whose product is annotated as zinc finger protein 331. Gene Ontology annotation, biological process: regulation of DNA-templated transcription. The transcript has 4 exons. Gene Ontology annotation, molecular function: DNA-binding transcription factor activity, RNA polymerase II-specific; RNA polymerase II cis-regulatory region sequence-specific DNA binding. Lineage: Eukaryota; Metazoa; Chordata; Mammalia; Eulipotyphla; Talpidae. The coding region runs from base 6715 to 8151 and encodes 478 amino acids. The record is from RefSeq and is a predicted model, not a curated record.
CCCCCACGAGCGCCCCGAAGUGCCUGCGGGCAGACGCGCUGCCAACGCUCGCGUUUUCUAGGUUCUGCUUCCCCGCGACGUCCCGGCGCCCGGUUACCUGACUGACAGGACGGGAGAGCCUUAAGAUUACUUUUUUGAAGAAGACAGGUUCCUGAUUUAGAAGGUGGGGUAGAGAAAAGCUACCUAUUUCAGAACCCCAUUACUAAAGUCACUAAUAAUUAGAUCCCAGUGCUGUCUGUUUUCCGUAUGGUUUUUAGAUGUGACUUGGGGACAGGUGUGGCCUUGGAGGGUGUUUUCUGAUGUAAACUGUGCUUCAGAACAGCCCUAGAGUCUCACUCUGUCUUCUCCCCCCCAGGCCAGCUGUCCUCCAGAAAAAGCAUCCGUAGAAGGAAGAAUUAUUAUGCUUCUUAAAAUCAAUGCAAAGGAAAAAAAAAAAAAAAGAAAAUCAAUCCCCUAAGUAGCUCAUAAAGAAACUGGAAAUUACCUGUAAAUGCACCAUCCAAAGACAAAUUACUAUUGAAAUUUGGUAUGUAUGUGUCCACUCUCCCCCUUUCCUCAGCCUGUGUGUAUGGUUUUGGUUUCAAAGCAUUAAAUCCGAAUAGUGCAAAUGAGCCAAAGACUCUUCAGAUCUUAGUUUACAGAGGGAACUAAUUUCGCCACUAUAACCAUGUGCUUGUGCAAGGGGAGAGGCUCUCCAGGAUUCAUCUUGCUUUGAGAAAAUCUCACUGCUAGGGUUAAGCUACAUCAUUUGAAACUAAUCCCAUGACAACAAAUAAUUAAGGAGUACAGCCUUUCAGAGUUAUAUUGUUGAGGAUUCUGGUAUUUCUCUCACAGGACAUGACAGUGAUCACUGGCAUAUUACAAGCGUGGACUGUAAAAUAAUAUUUCCAAGGACAGAUCUAUAAAACAAGCAUGAGGUGGCAACACUUACAAAUGUUCUAUUAAGUCUCCCCCAUCACACUGAAGAGAUUCAGUCUCUUGCUAAUGUUCUUUUUUCUAAAAAAAAAAAAGAUUUAUUUAUUUAUACAAGAACCGGGGUACAGACCAGAUGCACGGAGGGUGAGAGGAUUCACCAGAGACAGAGGGGAGCAGAACAGGCAGACUGACAAAAUACACUGCUGAGGGGAGCAGCGGGCGAGACUGGAGAGGUCUACCACGCCAUAUGGGGCCCUCGCUGGCCAGCGGGGAUAGAAUCUGCGCUGCAGAGGCUGUGGAUAGCUUCAUAGCAUUGUUCUCAACCACCUGCACCACCAGGGGAGCCCCCCCUUUUUUUAAGAUUUAUUUAUACUAGAACUGGGGUACAGGCCAGAAGUGCGGAAGGGUGAGGUAGAUGGACUGAAAACACUGCUGAGGGGAGCAGCAGGCAAGACAGGAGAGGUCUCUUGCUAAUGUUCUUUUUUUUUUUUUUUUUUUAAAAGAUUUAUUUAUUUAAGCACUGGGUACAGUCAGAAGCGCGGGAGGGUGAGAGAAUUCACCAGAGCCAGAGCAGGGAGCAGAGCAGGCAGAAGGACAAAAGUACACUGCUGAGGGGAGCAGCAGGCAGCAGGAGAGGUCUGCAUGCCAUGUGGGACCCCCCCACCCUCCAGUGGCUGGGGAGCAGCCGGGGAUCGAACCGGUGCUGCAGAGGCUGCGGGCAGCUUCGCAACCCAGCGCUCAACCGCUGUGCCACCGGGGAGGCCCUCUUGCUAAUGUUCUUAAUUUGACUCUUCUUAGUUUGUUCUUAGAUCUGGAAUUUUAUUAUAGAAUCUUGUCUGUCCCUUUUGUUGCUGGUGGGGAACGAGCAUUUCCUCCUUAGAAUCUUUUUUUGCUAGUAUUUUUUUUUAAGAUUUAUUUUAUUUAUUUAUGCAUACAAUAACUGGGAUAUAGGCCAGAGGUGCAGGGGUGAGAGGAUUAACCAGAGACAGCGUGGGGAGCAGAACAGUCAGAUCUAUUGAAAUACACUGCUGAGGGGAGCAGUGGGGAGACAGGAGAGGUCUGCUCCACCAUAUGGGUCAGCUCCCUGGCCAGGGAUUGAAUUCAUGCCGCAGUGGCUGGCAAUAGCUUGAUAGUGCUGAUACUUAACUCCUUGCGCCACCAGGGAGGCCCAUUUUUUUUUUUUUGCUAGUAUUGUUAUUGGAAAUGAACUUUAUUUUUAUGAGGCUCUGGAAGUUUUCAGUGUUACCUAGACAGCAGGUUUCAGACACACCUAUUUAACAUAAGAAAAAGGAAAGAGUGCAGUUUCUUCUAUUAAAAUGGAUUAAAAGAUGUGUGACACUGUUGAUCUUGAAUAACUACUUAAAUUACUGUUGCAUAUUACUGUGUUUUAUGUAGGUCAGCUACUCCACAGUUAAGACAGUCAAACCUGGUAGGUGUUUUUAUCCUGUCUUACCAGUGGGGAGCCAGCCUCUGUCACGUAAGCAGCUGUCAGCGCACGUUCACAUUUGAAACUCAUCCCACAGAGCCUGUGCCCCUCUCUUGCCUUUUAAACCUCCCUUCUUCACGUGGGGAUUCAUCUUAAAGUCCUUUCUCAAUAUAAAUCAGUACCUUUGUUUUUAAAGAUUUAUUUAUUUAUACAAGAUCAGAGGCACGCGAGGGUGAAAGAAUUCACCAGAGAGAGCAGGCAGAAGAACAGGUAGAUGGACGGACACUGCUGAGGGGAGCAGCGGACGAGACAGAGAGGUCUGCCAUGCCAUUUGGGUUUCUCCCUGUCCGGACAGCAAUCGAACUCGUGUUACAGAGGCUGCAGACAGCGUUACAGCGCAGCGCUCAAUCCACUGCGCCACCGGGGAGGCCCCUAUAAAUCAGUAUCGUUAAUACAUAUAUUGUAGGGCCUCCCUGGUGGUGCAUGGGGUUAAGACCAGCACUGUGAAACUAUCCACAGCCACUGCAGCACGAGUUCCAUCCCCGGCCAGGGAGCUGACCCACAUGGUGCAGCAGACCUCUCCUGACUCGCCUGCUGCUCCUGUCAGCAGUGUAUUUCAGAUCUGCCUGCUCUGUUCUCUACUCUGUCUCUGCUGAAUCCUCUCACUCCCCACACCUCUGGCCUGCACCCCAGUUCUUGUAUGCAUAAAUAAAUCUUUAAAAAAAAAAUGGCCUCACACAAGCCACUCACUACUUAAUCUGUCUUCUACCACAAGACAUUGAUGUUUUUCAUGGUUCACUCUUUAAAAUGAGUUUCUGGAAUGUCUGAAUAAAAUUGAUGCAUUGGUUCAGUCUCCCUCUUGAUUGUAAAGUUAUACUCUAGUGUGGUAAGCUGGGUUAAGAAUACACAGGAUUCGUCUAUAUUUCUUAUAACUGCAUGUGAAUCAACAAUUAUCUCAAUUUUUAAAAAAGAUACCCCAUAAAAAAUCCCUGAACAUUCUUAUGCAUAUAUUUAUGUACUACUAUAGCUGUUUCUCUGGGGGGCAUUUCACAAGCACAAUUUUUGUUAAGUGGCUACCAUAUGCUUGACCCUGGAAUUACAGAAUGACUGAAGGGACACUGCAUUGCUUAUAGCCCAGCAGGGAAGGGAAGCUGAACAGAAGUGUAAGGCAGCCUGUGGUCAACACCCAAAAGGUUCCAGUCAGUGUGUCCUGAGAGGGGCUGGGGAGGGUCCUCAUUCUCACGUUAGUAAGUCUAAACACAGGCUCUCUGUGGAAAUAAAUGGAAUUUGUUUUCUAAAUUUUAUACUUUCCUUUUUUUUUAAAUGUUUGCUGCAAAGUGAAAACUGCUAGUGUUGCAGAGCAACCCCGAUAUAAAACAGGUUGCCUGACUGUGGGUCCUCACCCACACACUUAAAGGGGACUUUAAGCGCUAAACUUUGAAUGCUAAACUGCAGACACACAAAAAAGGUUGAUAAAAGAUGUAUUUACAAGGUAACGGGAAAUGGGAAAAUGAGUAACUCAGGGAGAAAAAGAGGGAGACAAGUUCGUAAAUGCGUCCUACCCGUUCCGCUGACCUGGAAUCCCAAUGACCCCCCAAGCAAAAACAAAAAAAUGAGCACUCCGUGUGGCUAAGAGGGCGACCCCUGGCCACAUGGCCAGUUAAAUACGCAAACCAAGAGCCUAGUUGCUUAACUCUGCCCAGGUCCUCACAGCCUUCCCUUGGUGAUCAUGGCAUUUGUAGUUCCAGUGUCUUGAUGGAGUGGGGGUGGAGUCCACAAAGCCCGUAUGGAGUUUGCUCAGGACAUCCUUUCCCCCUAUCACUCGCAUAAGAUGAGUCAGGUAGGACAUCAUGACUCAAAGCAAAAGUUCAGAAGUAAAAUCACCCUCCCAUCAGGACAUAAAACUGAGCAACAGUUUUAAGCUCGGUAUCUAUUGAACUUCUAUGCAAUCUUAGAAUUUUUUAUAGAAUCUUAGCCAUUUUUUUUUUCCAGCCAGUUCUCCAACUCUAUCAAAGAGUUGGCUUCGGUGUUAGAAGUGAAAAGAGAGAAACAUUAUUCAAAAAAAAAAAAAUUCCAAAGAUAAUAUAUUCUGAGCUUUUUCUGCAAGUUCAAGAGUAGACUUUUUAAAAAGAAAAUUUAAGUCUGCCUCUUAAUAAGUUUGAAAGGAAUAGAUACACCCACAUAUUUUUUUCUUGUUACAUUUUAAAAGGACAGGUUUCUUAGGAAAAGGCAGGGAGAAGAUGAUGCUUGCACAGACAAGGGCAGAAGGAGCUGCCAGACAUUUUCUUAUCUGUAUCUGUCAACCUGAUGCUGCCUGUUACACAUAUGUAAUUAAGCAAAGAAAACCAAGGCCAGGUCUGGAGUCUGCUUCAGUCACUCUCUACACACACUCAGGUCAUCACCCUCUAGGCCUGCUGUGGCUAAGGCAGCCUCCCACUGACAGAUCACACAGCAAAGUCAAUGACAGGCAGGCUCAUGGGCCAGCAUCUGGGGAGCCCAGGCACAGGCUUCCCAGAGCUCUCUCCUGGGUGGACCCACAAUCCCCACAGCAGCCAUGGUGGCUGCGUGGAGGACAUGUGUCUAACAGGGAUGCUCCCCAAGCCAAGGGCCCAGGGUUUCUGUAAGCCCAGUCUUGCACACACCAAAACCAUGGAUUCCCAGAGGAAGCAAGUGCUCAGCACAAACCACACCAUUAAAAGUUCCAGAACUGUGAGCUGUGCUUCUCAGCUGAGGGACAGUUGGGACACUCAGGAGUCCAGCCGAGGCCUGUCUGGCAAGCCGUCCUCAGGACAGCAGUUUCAAACCUGCCCUGCUAACGCCUGCACGAGGGGUCUUUAUGUCUAUUUCUAUUAUUUCUUUCAAUCAUUGUCUUGUGGUUGGUUUCUCUCUCUCUGUGUGAGUACCCUGUAUGUAUGCACAUAAAAGCAUGUGUGCAUUUUCUAUACUACAAAUUGCAUAAGAAUUUUAUAAAUGUGUUAUUGUGUCCUGGUUCGGUAGCCUGAUUUUUUUCAACAGGUCUGAACUAUUUUUUUCCUAACUUGAAGUAUCUCUUCCAGCUUAGUAUUCAGUGACCACUUAAUGCUUUAUCACCGAUAUGCCACGUGCUGUGGGCUUGGUGCUGACUGCUGCCCCCACAGAUCCUCCUCCGCCCUGUCUCAACCUACAUGGCCUGACCUCGAGGCCACCAGGUCUGUUUGGCAGGGGCAGACGCUCCCCUGGAUGGGGUGGCUGGAGGGAGCAUGAGGUGCUCCGGGCACACUAAACGCCCUGAGCGCCCAGUUCAGGUCCAAGUCGCAGUUCUGACACCAACUGCAAAACUCAGAUGUGUCUCAAAACCACCCUCAGGUUUAAGAGGAAGGACCCACAGGCCCUGCAGAGCACUGUCCUGCCAGGUCAUGAUUUAUGACAGGAGGACCUGACAGGAAAACAGUACGGAAGGGGAAGGCCACAGCCCGCUCCAGGGAGGGCAGACCCAGCACUGCGCCAGCUGCGAUGCUGGGGUCGGCCCCCAGGCAGGCACAACUGAGCUUCCCUAUGCAGCAUUCCCUGGGGCUUUAUGUGAGCUUGGCUGGCUCACUGCAGCGGAUUACCCAGUCUCCAGGUCAGCUGUACCCCUGGAAUCACCUGGGGGUGGCCAGCCCCUGCACCAAAGAAGACAUUCGGAUUAGGUGAUGCAGAUUGCUCUCGGAGGCCACAGGCAAAGGUUAGACCUCUGGUCAACGCCAAAUUCUUCACUAUGUAUACCCCAACAGGGAGCUGGCUGGAAAUCUAAAAUGUCAAGGCAAAAAAAAAAAAAGAAAGCUCCUCCAAUUAGCUCUGUACAAUUAGGUUUCCUGGGGCUUCAGGGUGAUCUUGUUUACUUUCCCCCCAUAAACCUCUUAAUUUUCCUCAGAUGGGUCUCAUUUAUAUGUGGGUGUUGUAGGGAGGGGAGCCUGAGGUUCUAUGGCGGUAAAGGUGGAGGAGGGAAAACGCUGUAUUUUGGGAGCCCAGGGUCGCUUACUUUUUUUUUUUUUAAAGAUUUAUUUAUAUAAGAACUGGGGUACAGGCCAGAGGCACAGGAGGGUGAGAGGAUUCACCAGAGACAGAGCAAGAAUAGGCAGACUGACUGAAAUACACUGCUGAGGGGAGCAGCGGGGAGACAGGAGAGGUCUACCACGCCAUGUAGGUAUCUCCGCGGCCGGCCGGGCUCAAACCCAUGCUGCAGAGGCUGUGGACAGCUUCACAGCGCGGCGCUCAACCUGCUGCACCACUGGGGAGGCCCUAGGGUAGCUUACUUUAAUGCAGGCUUUUCUUCCCAGCUCUGGGUCCUCUGGAUUUUGUCUCUUCGGUGAAGGGGACCCCAAGAACCCUGAUCAGUUCUUGAUUGGGAAACUAUGGCCCACGGUCUGGUGACCUUCUCUGAUGUGGCAAUCGACUUCUCUCAGGAGGAGUGGGCAUGUCUGGACUCUGCGCAGAGGGACCUGUACUGGGACGUGAUGCUGGAGAACUACAGUAACUUGGUCUCACUGGAUUUGGAGUCCCCAUAUGAGACCAAGAAUUUACCUACAGAAAAGGGCAUCUGUGAAAGAAAAUUUCCCAAAUGGAACGCAAAUGGAAAAAGGAAAGCCCCUGGCUUUGACUGGAUGUGUGAAGGUGAGUUUGACGGCCCACAGGGCCCUCGAGAGGGCUAUUUCAAUCAAGUGAUAAUCAACUGUGGGAAAACGCCCACUUGCAGGGAAAGUCCAUCUACAAGACCACAUCAGAGACACAACAGGGAGAAUUCCUAUGAAUGCAAGGAGUGUGGGAAGGCCUUCAGUCGCAGCUAUCAGCUUACCCAACACCAGAAAAUUCACACUGGUGAGAAACCCUAUGAAUGUAAAGAAUGUAAAAAGGCCUUUCGUUGGGGUAAUCAGCUUACUCAGCACCAGAAAAUCCAUACAGGUGAGAAACCUUAUGAAUGUAAGGACUGUGGGAAAGCCUUCCGGUGGGGCUCGAGCCUCGUUAUUCAUCGGAGAAUCCACACGGGUGAGAAGCCCUAUGAAUGUAAAGACUGUGGAAAAGCCUUUAGACGUGGCGAUGAACUCACUCAGCAUCAGAGAUUUCACACCGGCGAGAAAGACUAUGAAUGUAAAGACUGUGGGAAGACCUUUAGCCGUGUGUAUAAAUUAAUUCAACACAAGCGAAUCCAUAGUGGUGAGAAGCCCUAUGAAUGUAAAGACUGUGGAAAGGCCUUCAUUUGUGGCUCAAGCCUCGUUCAACAUAAGAGAGUUCACACCGGUGAGAAGCCCUAUGAAUGUCAAGAAUGUGGGAAGGCCUUCACUCGCGUCAAUUAUCUUACUCAACAUCAGAAAAUCCACACUGGUGAGAAGCCUCACGAAUGUAAGGAAUGCGGGAAGGCCUUUCGUUGGGGUUCGAGCCUCGUUAAACACGAGAGGAUUCAUACAGGCGAAAAGCCAUAUAAGUGUACAGAAUGCGGGAAGGCUUUUAAUUGUGGCUAUCACCUUACUCAACAUGAGAGAAUUCACACUGGUGAGACGCCUUAUAAAUGUAAGGUAUGUGGAAAGGCCUUUAUUUAUGGGUCGAGCCUUGUUAAGCAUGAGAGAAUUCACACGGGGGUGAAGCCCUAUGAAUGUAAAGAAUGUGGAAAGGCCUUCAGCCAUGGCCAUCAGCUUACACAGCAUCAGAAAAUUCAUAUGGGUGAGAAACCUCUUGAAUGUAAGGAAGGCGGAAAGGCCUGUGAUCCUGUAAAGCCUCACAGAGACCAUCAGAAAAUGCAUAUGGCUGAAGCAACUUUUGAAUGUGACAAAAAAUCUGUGGAAGUCUCCAUAUAACAGAAAGAACAGUAUGAUAUUAUUUAACAGACAGAAGCCUUCACGGUCACUCUGGCUGAUGGAUAUCAGAACAGUCAGGCUGCGGACAAACUUGGGAGACUGGAGAAAUCACUUUUUUGUAGUGAUCACAUCGUACUUGGUGGAGACAAGUUUGUCACUGGACAGGUUAGUUUAAUGAGUACACAGAAACCUUCCAGUGCCAUUCAAUCCCUGUCACAUUUCAGAUUCAUUCUAGAGAAUACUGUGCUAGUGUAAUGCAACGUGGGAAAGCCUUUCAUCAUGGUACCUCCCCUACCUGUUACCAUCAGCAUCCCACCUCCUUACUCCUCAUGAGACACUGGGACUGUCACCUACUCUCCUGUGCAUUUGUGAAGUAGGAUUACCACACCUACCUAAAACUGCUGUGGUGGUGAUUGAGUCUGAUACAUGUAAACUCCUUGAAAGUGUAUGUGGAAUACUGUGUAAGUUCAAUAAAGAUCAUUAGCUGUUGUUUUUAUUAUUACCAUGAGUGCUGCUUUUAAUGCAUUAUUACAAGACUCCCAUAGGUGUAACGAGCUUAGAAAAGACUAUCAGACUUCUAGAAGAAAGUGUAGAUUACUGUCAGAAUUUCUUAGUACACAGAAGACACAAACAAAAUUAACAAUUAAAUAAAAAUAAUCAAAAGUACAAAGUUCUCUUCAUCAAAUGAUACCAUGGAAGUGGUAAAAAAGCAAGAAACAGACGGGGGAAAGAUAUUUACAUAACCUGACACAGGAUCCACAUAGAAAAUAAAGACAAGUCAGUUUUAAAACCAAUUAAGGGGGGAAAAACAAGGGGGGCUUGAGCAAGCACUUCACAGGAGACUACCAGAAGGCCAGUAAGUAACUGAAUUACAUUCAACAUCAUUUCUCAUCAAGGAAAUGCAAUGAGAAACCACUACAGGUCACUAGACACUAGCAAGGCUAAUACUAAAACUGCAUACAAACUGAUUGUUGUUAGAUGUUCAAUAUGUCCUGAUCAGGGAGGAACUGGACUAGCACAAUUGAACCUCUGCCCUGUCCUGGAAAGAAAUGGACUGUCUUAAGGGAAAGUACUACAGCCAGUAACGGGUAUCUGAGAUUAUGGGUGGGAGAGGACUAGGGCCCAUGGCAGUGAACUUGAAAAGCUGGAGGAGGGACUAAUAAGUGUGGUACAUGUCAGGGGAAAGGGGAAAAUAGACAGAGCUUAGGUCCUGGGAAGAAAAGGAGUCUGCAGGGUGCUUUUGAAACCAGAGGCUUUGAGUGCUCGCAGGAACAACCUGGGAGAGAUCCAGGUAGGUGCUAAAGCCAACGGGAGACCCUGGACACAGGGUAAGGCUGUUUGGGGAAAGCCCAAAGGAGUGUCCAAUAAAGGCUGUCAGAGGGUACCAAAUUGGUUUUAAGUAGGACUUAACUUAUUUACCUUGGUGGGGCUUACAUUUCAAUUAAAACGUCUUAGUUCUUAUAUUUGUACCUCAGAAUUAGGAUGAGGUUAGGGAUUUGACCCCUCUGGGCAGAGGAUGGAGAGAGUAAGAAGACAUGCAGUGGAGGGUGCCAACCUACGUUUCAGAGCUGAGUCUUCAGAACCGGUUUCCUACAGCAUUAGUAAUCCUCCUAAUAGGAGUUACUUCUUAGGGCCUCCCUGGUGGCACAGCAGGUUGAGCACAGCGCUGUGAAGCUGUCUGCAGCCUCUGCAGUGUGGGGUCGAUCCCAGCCAACC